UUUUACUUUAUCUUCUCGAUCCAAGCUUAGGGUUAAAAUCUUCCGACCCGCUCUCAAGUCCUCUUCACGCAUUUCCGCCGCCAAACAAGCCUCGUCUUUCUCUUCUUCUCACUUUAUCCAUUUCCCUCUGCUCAUCGGCCAGUCCCUGACUUAAUCUUUCUAUCGCCAUCAAGCUCCCGACAGACCGGAAAAUCAAAUAAAUAAGGUUCAAUAUUUGAAGCUUGUUUCGAAGUAAGACUGAUGAGACGACAGGGACAAUAUGCGGACUCUGGUGGGAAUGCAUAUGCUUCUGCUCAGAUGCAGCAUGCUCCUGCACAGAGGAUGGAGGUUAAGCCUGGUCAAUUUCAAGGACAACUAGAAGCAUUUACCCCUGAAAGGGAUCAACCAUAUCAAACUCCAAAAUCAGAUGGCCAGUGGAGGUGGGAAAGAGAUGGAUCGAAAGUGUCAAAUCCAAUGACACCCAAAAUGUUCAACGAAGGCCAGGGGACUGAUGGAUCAAGAAUGUAUUUCCAGGGCCAGAGGCCAGAUCCCAACCUAUCUUUAGAAAAACAAAAUGCUGAUAUCAGAUCUCGACCCCAUGAUGAAAAUAUGGAAGUUGGCUAUGAGCAAAAUGUUCUGCCACCAACUUUGGAAGGUCUUGAGAAGAAAUUCCAUGAUGACAUGAUGAAGCUUGCUAAAGAACAGAGCGAAGCUGAGGAUGCAGAAAAUACUAGACAUAGAGAGAAAAUAAAUGCAAUCAAUACUCAAUAUCAGGAACAGCUAACAGCACUUCGAGCACGGCAUGCCAAUCGCAGAGAUGAGCUCCUACGAAAAGAAUCUCUUGCACGACAACAGCAAUACCAGCAGGCAAUGAUGGACUAUUAUCCUCAUACUGGUAAUAAUCCCCAUGGUUAUGGUAGCAUUGCUGGUCCCGCUGCUGUUGGAGAUGCAUAUAGAGGUUAUAACACUGAUAACUUUGACUCCUACGGAGAGAGGUCUCGAUUUCAUGGGGGUGCCAGGGAUCAGGGGUUUGAACCUAGAGGUUCAUACCAGGGAGGGCGUGCAUAUGAUACUGGUUCACGAUAUAACUGAGUUUGCUUAGCUUGAUUUGGCUACACCCUCUUGGUAUAGUUCUGAUAUCUACCCUCAGGGAUGUUGACAUGCUAUCCUGAGGUUUAUGUUACAUUGUCUGCAGUUCUCUAAGCCCUGUUGGCUUCCUGUUAUGAUUCAUGGAAAAGGCGAUCUUUUGUUUCUCUCCUCA
Hibiscus syriacus is the source of this 1240-nucleotide messenger RNA. RefSeq lists its product as uncharacterized. The coding region runs from base 241 to 1071 and encodes 276 amino acids. Lineage: Eukaryota; Viridiplantae; Streptophyta; Magnoliopsida; Malvales; Malvaceae. The record is from RefSeq and is a predicted model, not a curated record. The transcript is spliced from 4 exons.